UCUGGUGUGUCAGCGUCCCGCCCUUUGCAGGUUCUGAUCCGGUGCAGGUGGGUUUUCUCAUGUGAAGCUCACUGUCCACCAGGAGACAUGACAGCCGGGAGCCCGGUGCCGUCACCGGACUCCUCACGGAACAAGAGCCAAGCGGCGGAAGACCCGCAGGUCCCGGUUCUCCUGCUGCGGGACAUGAACCUGUGUUACCGGCUGCUGCGGCAGCUGGUGCCCGGGGUGCCGCCCGGACGCGCCGCCAGCAGGGUAGACAUCCUGCAGCAUGUCAUCGACUACAUCCUGGACCUGCAGACCGAGCUGGACGCCUCCUGCCCGCCCGCAGACCGAGGAGAACCGCACCGCUGUGACCGGCAACAGCAGCGCCCACAGCGGACACAGAGCGGCCAGAGCGCCGGUGUCAAGACCCACACCUGCCAGGAGCCUGAUUCGACCUGACGUCACCAGAGAUACUGAGUCGUCCUUCUCUGGACUCGGUGUCGCUCUUGCCUGAACUGGACGAGGAGGCGAUCUGAUCUUGUUUGUUUGUUUGCAUCAUCACAGAAACCUCGGCCACUCAGAAUCACAACCUUUGAUCCGAGUCUGAUUUGGAUCAAGUCUGGAUUGAAUCUGUUAAACUCAGACUUUGAGACAGGAGAUGUGAGCCGGACCUGAGAUUUAGUUUUGACUUCAGAGUUCCUUUAACUUCCUUUCUAUUGUCCUGCACUUCCUGCUUGAUUGUCAAAAUAAGACUCAAACUGGGACACAUCAGAGCUCAGCUGACACAAAUCAACCUUUACGGUGACAGUUCAUCAUUUUCCACCACGAUUAUUUUUAACUCUCACUCUGGUGCUGCGUUCACUUAAACUGGGAAGUCAGAGCUGGGGGUGACGACACACCUAAGCUAAUCGCGCUCUCGAACAGUCAGGACCUUGUUGUUGUUGUUGUUGUCGUUAACAGAACCAGUUGAUAACAACAUUACAGCGUAGCAACAUGUCCCCAGACAGUUCUGUGUGUGCGGCAGCGGCCAUCUUGGAUUUCAGGUUUGGGAAUUCAUUGUUUGGUGUUUAGACUUCCCUGUUGAAAUGGAGCACAUCAUGAAAUCUGCCACCACAGAAGAAGAGCUUCACAGCUUUGACUCUUCAAAAUAACAGUCUGGAGAAAUGUGUUAGUCCUUUUUUAAAUUCUGGUGUGUUCUUAUCUGUUCAUCCUCUGUUGUUGUGGUUUUGCAGGAAUUAUGGGAAAUUCUUUCUGCUGCAAAUCAAAACAGUACUUUGAUAUUUUCAGUUGACUCAUAGUUUGAACUCAAAAUUCUCAGUUUGGUCAAAAGUUUUUAAAAUUUAAACUCUGCAACCUGAAAUCUGCUGCCACAGGAGGAGGAAAUAUUAA
Seriola dumerili (greater amberjack) is the source of this 1371-nucleotide messenger RNA. It is a transcript of the gene id2b, whose product is annotated as DNA-binding protein inhibitor ID-3-like. The record is from RefSeq and is a predicted model, not a curated record. Gene Ontology annotation, biological process: circadian regulation of gene expression; negative regulation of transcription by RNA polymerase II; cell differentiation. Gene Ontology annotation, cellular component: nucleus; cytoplasm. The transcript is spliced from 2 exons. NCBI's taxonomy places the organism in Eukaryota, Metazoa, Chordata, Actinopteri, Carangiformes, Carangidae. The coding region runs from base 88 to 441 and encodes 117 amino acids. Gene Ontology annotation, molecular function: transcription regulator activity; protein dimerization activity.